AUGGUAUAUCGAUCUAACACAGGACACGCUAUUUCAAAUCCAGAUUUAGUGAAACCUUUACAUAUGCAUAGCACCACACCAGAGAAAAGACGAUCGUCUAUUAAGAAUGCAUUGUCAUCGCUAUUAACUACCAACACUAGUACCAACACUAGUACCACCACCACCACCACCACGACUGCUACUAAUACAUCACCACGAAAGAAGAAAACAAACCCACCAAUACAACGAAAUACCGCCCAUGGUAGUAACAGACGACAUAGUACUAAUUCGAUUCAACCGCCGUCUGCCCAGUCAAUCCGCUCUAAUAGCAACAACGCAUCGACGACGACGGCGACAAGAAGAAGAAACAACAGCCACCACAUGGACAGCCGCAACCGGGAUGCCACCAGCAUAAUAUUCGACAACAAGCGGUACGUGAACCAAUACCUGCUGAGCCGUGGGUUUGUUAGCAAAAAGACCAUCAUCAAUAAGAAAUCCGCUAAUAAUAAUUUUGUGGUCACGAUGGCCACCACCGGGAACACGAUUUUCUUGCCGACGAGUUCUCCAACAGACGACGAAUACUUGGCCCGGUUGAAUGGAUUAAGACCGGAAGACAGCGAAGAGUUUUUGUUUGACGACGACGACGACGACAACGAAACAAACGAGUUGAGGACAAUGAACCCGGAACAACGGCAAGCGGAUACCCACACAGCGCCACCACCACCACCACCACCAGAAGAACAGGCGACGCCACCGAGAAGUAGCUGCAACACGGCCGCCUCGGCGGCUACUGCAGAACAGCCAAUGGACACCGAGAACAGCAGUCGGGUCCCCUUCAGCACGGCGAUAGUCAUCUCCUCCGACACCCCGCUGCCGUUUGCGUCGUUCAUCGUCGAGCUAGCCGCCAAGGUCAAGGUGUUCUGGAACAAUGGGGUCCCACCGACAAAAUCGUUCAACGAGGAGUUUUACAAUGCGGGAGCGUUGCAGUGGUCACUGGACACGAGGAACUGCACGCUGUUUGUCCCGAAAGAGGUGUCGGCGGCUAAUCAGAUCGUAGAGAAUAACUUGAAUAACUUGAACAGGAAACUGUUUCGUAAUACCGCAUCCUCUGGAAGAAACUAUUUGGAUAAAGAGAAGACUAAAGAAACUUUUUUACAGUUGUUGAAUGACUCGAUACCGUCGUCUAAGACAAAUCAUAUGUUGAAACCUGGUACAUACGUAUUCAUAUUGCCCGUUAUGUUUGCUAAUCACAUUCCAGAAACAAUGUAUUUCCCAUCUGCUAGAGUUAAUUAUAAGAUUAAAUUCGGUACGAAAUUGUUUUUACAAAAUGGUAUUACAAGUACCGCCAACGAUACAGGAUCGCAACUUUCUUUGAAUUCCUCAGCAUCAUCGACAAGAGGUACGGAAGCAGAACAGAAAUACCAAAAGAAAUCCACUUUUGGUUCUUCCUCAUCAUCAAACAAUAAAUCAUUGUUUAGUAUGAUGAAACAUGGUUUGCAGAAAUUACCACAUCAACAGAGAGGUUCCUCAUCUGAUCAUCAUUCUAACAACAACAACAGCACUAAUGGUGUUUGCAAUGGUGGCGUGGAUAUAUAUGCAGAGUAUCCUUUAAGAGUAGUGAGAACGCCUCCUCCGGUAUCUAUCUCCACUGCUAAUAAACCAAUAUACAUCAAUCGUGUUUGGACAGAUUCUUUAUCAUACGAAAUUUCAUUUCAACAGAAAUACGUCUCUUUGGGUAGUGAUUGUAAAUUAAGAUUGAAAUUGGCUCCAUUGACAAAAAAUAUUAGUAUCAAGAGAGUCAGAGUUAGCAUUAAUGAAAGAAUUACUUUUGUAUCUAAGAAUUACGAAUUUGAAUAUGAUCAAAUCGAUUUAGUAGCAAAGGACCCUUAUAAUCCUUAUUAUCUCGAUUUUCAAUCAAAGAGAAGAAAGGAAAGAAAUUUACCUCUAUUGGAAAUUAGAACAAAAGAUAAAGGUUCAAGGGCUUUAAGAGAAGAGAUUAUAGAAAAUAGUUGUCAUGAUAAUUUAUUAUCCUAUUCUUCUUUUCCUCAAGAUGAUGACAACAAUAAUAGUAAAAAAAAUCAUAAUAAAAAAUCGGAUCCUAUUGGUAUUACUGAAGAAAUUUGCAUAGACACAUCAUUACAUUUUCCAAAAUUUGAAGAUUUAGAUAGACAGAAAGCAAAAAUUAUUGCUCCUUAUGGAAUUGAUAUCUUUAAUACCGAAUUGAAUCCAGAGACGUCUCAAUCUACCUCGACAUCAACGUCUUCCAAUGGUGAUACUAAUGAAGGGAAUACAGAGUCUCAUAAAACAAGUAGCGUCAUGGGGUUUUUGGCAAAUCAUAAUCCAAUCACCGGUAAUAGUAACAAGAACUCAAAGAGACAGAAUAGUAACGGGAAACAAAUUGUCGAUAAAAGAUAUCAUAAGACAAAAAUUAAAAAUACUUCAGGUACAAAAAUAAAUACUCAUACAAGAUUGAAUAAACCAAAGAGAGGACUUUAUUUAGAUAGUUUGCAUUUCAGUAAUAUUCACGCAAGACAUAAAUUGGAAAUCAUGUUAAGGAUAAGUAAGCCAGAUCCGAUGGAUAGCACUAAAUUGAGACAUUAUGAAGUAUUGAUCGAUACUCCUAUUAUUAUUGUCUCUGAAUUAUGUAAUGCAGGUAAUAUGGAAUUACCAACUUAUCAUAUGGCUGUCAAUACAAACAAUAGUACUAAUCAUUCUAUUGGAAAUGCCUCGGGGAUCGUGGAAAAUAAUGUGGCGCCUCCUUCCUUCGAAGAAGCUAUAUCGGUACCGGGAUCUCCACUAGGUUCACCAAUGGGGUCACCAUUGGGCUCACCCAUUUCAUCACCUAUAGCAUCACCAAUGGUUUCUCCUAUCGGAUCUCCAGAUAUGAUUCCAGGAUAUGAUUCAGAUUUAUAUUCAAUACAACAAAUCAAUCUGUCUAGAGGAACAACAAUCAGAAGGCCACCAUCUGUUGGGUCUGAAAACAAUAAACACAUUAACAACAACAACAACACCAAUACCAAUACCAAUCCUGCUCCUACAAAUGAAAGGUACAGUAACAUUGAUAGGUUACUAACAUCACCAUCUCGAUCGGGAUCAAACUCUCCAGAGGCAUCAGAGGCCGGAUCAAUCUCAGGUUCGUCUUCUACCAAGGAUUCUCACGCAUUGUUCAAGAAGAACUACACUAUCAACACGGAUGCAGUGGUGGGACCAGCAGAACCACCAAACUAUGACGAUAUCAUCAAGGAAUGA
This is a messenger RNA of Maudiozyma barnettii, 3228 nucleotides long. RefSeq names its product Ecm21p (gene ECM21). Bases 1 to 3228 code for a protein of 1075 amino acids. The transcript has a single exon. The record is from RefSeq and is a predicted model, not a curated record. NCBI's taxonomy places the organism in Eukaryota, Fungi, Ascomycota, Saccharomycetes, Saccharomycetales, Saccharomycetaceae.